Messenger RNA from Dendrobium catenatum, 3200 nucleotides. RefSeq names its product protein SQS1. NCBI's taxonomy places the organism in Eukaryota, Viridiplantae, Streptophyta, Magnoliopsida, Asparagales, Orchidaceae. The transcript has 6 exons. The coding region runs from base 304 to 3024 and encodes 906 amino acids. The record is from RefSeq and is a predicted model, not a curated record.
GUGGAGUCAGCGUUCACCUGUGAAAUCACUCCCGUUAGGACAAUUGGCAGGAAAAUAUUAGGCUCCCCGCGAAGGACAGAUCUCCCAUUUGUUUCCAAAAUAAAAACCUUAAGGGAGUUUUAAGCCGCCAUUGUGGUUUCUUACACAGCACAUAAUCCCCCUUUCUUCUUCCUCUGAUUCUCACUAAUUAGUCUACUUCCUUUCUUACUCCGAGGAUUUUCAUGAAGAAAGGAAAGAGAGCAGUUUCUUAUUAAGAGGCCUUGGGGUAGAUUAAGAGGAGGUGAAUUCAUCGCAGGAAAAGAGAUGGGUACUGGAAAAACAUCUUCUUUUGAUGCCCAUCUAAACUUUCUUGAUAAAAAGGCAGUUGAUGGAAAUAUAUACAGAAAGAUUGGGGUUUUUAUCAGUUCUUGUUUGUUUUUUCUUGUGAAUUCGGUGUUGCUCUUUUUUAGAUUCAUGGCUGGGCAUCUUUUCAGAAUCAAGAACAGUGAUGCCUCUCACAGAGAUGAUUUUAGCUUCUUGGAAUCAAGAGAAUUGAAGCAAGUCAAGCAGUUUGAUCAGAAAGGUGAAUUCUUUGUGGAUGAGAAGGAUGAGAAAAGGAUGCCAGCCUUCAGUUUCAAGUACCAAAGUCAGAAUUUUGAGGACAAAUUUGGAAAAUUUGAAGAGGAAGAACAGGUUGAUGAAGUAGGAACUAUUGCGAUUUCAGAGAAAGAAGAUCAACCAUAUUUGAAUGCUGCCGAUAUUCACAAUUAUCGAUUCUUAUCGGAGGAUAAUUUCAGCGGCUUCGUGGAAGAGCCAGAGACCAUGACUCUUCGUGUUCAUGAAUCCUUCAUCGGCUUCGAAGAAGAAAGUUUUGAAGGAGUGGACACGGAUAUGAGAUUCUUAUCUGUAGAAGAUUUUCUGAAGCCCCCUAUGGGGUCUACCUUUGAAGAAGAGAGCAAUUUUGACGAUAAUAAAAUUUUGGAUUCAGUAUAUAAGCAAGAGAAAACAGAAGAUUUUAUAGACUUUAAAAAUAUGAUUUUGGAUGAGGAGAAAACCAAUUCCUUCAGUUCCGAAACCAAUUCAAUUGGGGGCAGAGAGAUCAGAUUAAUCUCCGAGGAUUUCCCUGGCUUUGAUUUUGAUUCUGAUACUGAGUCAUCAAGUGAUGGCUACUCUGUGAAGGAGCUUAUAUACGAUUCAGAUAUAGUUGGAUUAUUAUCAGAGAAGGAUUUUGAUGAGAAAGAGCAUGAUUCAGAAAAUAGAGAAAUUUCAGUGAAUUCUAUCGAUAAGCAUGAACAAUUGCAGCAUGAAUCUUUCUUUUUGGAAAGAAGUGAUGAGGACGAUGAUGAUGAUGAUGAUCACGAUCACCUUCAUGAUCAUAAUUAUGAUCAUGAUCAUCUGAGUGACGAAGAAGAGGUCGAUGAAGACAUCAUUGCAGAGAAGCUUCCUCUUCUUGUUAAAGAAGAAAUCAAUUCAUCCAAAUCUCAUGCAGAAAAUAAAUUAAUUGGAAAAACAGAAACCGAAUUAGAAUUGAAUGGGGGUGAAAAUCUUUUGAUUGAAUUUGCAAAACCAAGUGAUGCUUCCUCGCCCGCUGCAAAUUCUUUGCAAAUAGAAUUCAUUGAAGAUUCCAGCGAUGAAGAGCUUUCUUCUGUAAAGAAUGGUAGCGCAAGGUUAGAUAGCUUUGGAGAAGUUCACUUUGUUAAAGAUUUAGUUGACUCAGAACCAAAAGCUCAGGCUUUUGACAAAGAAGCGGGGGGCAAGAAUGGAGAUGAUACAUCAAAUUUUGAUUUGAUAAAUUCUGCAAAAGUUUCAGCAGAGACAGAGCAGAAUAGCAAGGAAUUAAAUGUAGCGAAAAAGAAAACAGAAAAAUCUAAACCUUUUAAUUUCGAUUCUGAAGAGUUGGAUGAGCUCUGGGAACACCAAGAUCUUAUCGAACAACUUAAGAUGGAACUUAAGAAAGUUAGAGCUGUUGGGCUUCCUACAAUCUUGGAGGAAUCCGAAAGUCCAAGAACAAUCGAUGAUUUGAAACCAUUUCGGAUUGACGAGAAGUUCUUGCGUGAGGAUCCACUGGAUGAGCUCCAGAAGUUCUAUAAAAGCUAUCGAGAGAGAAUGAGGAAAUUUGAUAUUUUGAAUUAUCAGAAGAUGUAUGCAAUGGGCUUUCUCCAAUUGAAGAAUCCUCUUCAUUCAUUGGGGACCCAAAGGCAUUCAUUCUCAACAAUCAUGUCUCAUCUAUCUCAAAACGUCUUUACUUUCUGCCAAAAGAAAUCUGAAGAUGAUCCAUCAGAAAAGUUAUUUAAGGAUCUGCAAUGUGAUUUAGAAACAGUUUAUGUUGGCCAGACUUGUCUCUCAUGGGAAUUCCUGAGAUGGCAAUACGAAAAAUCUCGUGAACUACCGGAAUCUGAUCCACUCAGAAGACACCAAUACAAUCAAGUUGCAGAUGAAUUCCAACAAUUUCAAGUUUUAGUUCAACGAUUUACAGAAAAUGAGCCAUUUCAAGGACCAAGACUUCCAAAUUAUGUCAAACAGCGAUGUGUUCUUCGCAAUCUUCUUCAAGUACCAGUCAUGAAAGAGGAUUCCUUCAAGGAUAAUGUUGAGAAGAAGGAAUUUGAUUAUGUUGUCACCAGUGAAUUGUUGGAGGAUAUUAUGGAAGAAACAAUCAGAAUUUUUUGGGAGUUUGUAAAGGCUGAAAAACAUGAAACACCUAUAUUAAUCAGGGUUCUAGCUGAGAGUAAUGUGGAGGUCCAAGAUCCAUCUGAUUAUGAGUUCAUGGAAGAAAUUCAAUCAAAUUUGCAGAAGAAAGAGAAGAAGCUGAAGGACCUUCUGAGGACUGGUAAUUGCUUAGUUAAGAAAUUCAAGAAACCACAGGAAGACAGAUCGAACCAAGACCUCUUCUUCUCUCAGGUAGAUUUAAAAUUGGUGUCAAGAGUUCUGAAAAUGCCAAGAAUAACAGGUGAUCAGCUAAUUUGGUGCCAUAAAAAGCUAAGCAAGAUUACCUUUCUUGAAAGAAAAGUGCACAGGGAACCUUCAUUUUUGUUAUUUCCUUGUUAGAACAGAAGCAGGAAUAGAGCCUGCAAAGGCCUAGUAUUUUUUUUUUCUUCUUAAAUUUAUCAUCUUUGCUUGUAUAUAUGAUAGAAAUAAAUUCUACAGUGAUAUGCGUUAGAGCAUGGAGAUUUUCAGGAAUAAAUUUCAUAUUAUUUCUGUAGCAACCUGUUAGUUGCUAAUUA